Messenger RNA from Bombyx mandarina (wild silkworm), 1515 nucleotides. It is a transcript of the gene beta3GalTII, whose product is annotated as beta-1,3-galactosyltransferase 6. Gene Ontology annotation, cellular component: Golgi membrane. NCBI's taxonomy places the organism in Eukaryota, Metazoa, Arthropoda, Insecta, Lepidoptera, Bombycidae. Gene Ontology annotation, molecular function: galactosylxylosylprotein 3-beta-galactosyltransferase activity. The record is from RefSeq and is a predicted model, not a curated record. Gene Ontology annotation, biological process: protein O-linked glycosylation; glycosaminoglycan biosynthetic process.
CAACGGGAAGAGCACUGAGCACAAUAAAAACGAAUCUGGAAAAUAUGUUCCGUGCCUACCUACUUUCGUAAUUUAACCAAUUAGUUAAAAAUCUAGAUAGUAAAACUAAGUUAUAAUGCACCAAUAAAAAUAUCUAAACAGAAAUAAAUACUGAUUUUAAUUAACAGGGUUUUACUGAAUCAAAAUGUUAGUUAGUUUCAUAAGGAAGUUUAAAAUUGUGAUUCUGUUUAGCUUAUUUUUUUUCUAUUUAGGAUGUGGUAUCACAUUGAGUCUUAUUCGUCUUGAUUGUGCGGAUGCCGUUACUAAAACUUUUAAAUCAGAUCCAGAUAUUACCACAUCAAGUGAUGGCAUUGAAUAUGCUGUGCUUGUGUUCAGCGGACCAGAAAAUAAGAAUAAAAGAGAUGCUAUCAGAUCUACAUGGGCGAAAUUAGCGAAUAAUAUAUUUAAAGAAAAUGGAGAGAAACUGUACAAAUGGAACCAUACCAAAAUCAGUAGACAAAACCAACAAAAUAUUAUUAAAUUAUAUUUCGUGAUAGGAUUACAGAAACUAAGUCUACUGGAAAUAAUGAAACUGAAUGAUGAAAAUAGCAGAAGUAAUGAUAUGCUUUUAAUUGAUGAUCUCCAAGAUUCCUAUGAUAAUUUAACAUCCAAAGUAUUAAAAGCAUUGAAGUGGUUUAGUGAAAAUUUAAAAAAUCUUCGAUACUUGAUAAAAUGUGAUGAUGAUUCAUUUGUUAGAAUAGAUUUGAUAGUGAGAGAUCUGGAAGCGUUUGCUCCGAAAAUGGAUGGAGAAGAAAUAAAAUCAUUUGUUUCGUAUAAGGUUGGUUGGUUGAAAUCUCAUUCUGCAUAUAAUGGAUUAUAUUGGGGAUAUUUCAGUGGAAAAGCCAAAGUGUUUAUGUCUGGCAAGUGGAAAGAGACAGAUUGGUUCCUUUGUGAUAACUACUUGCCUUAUGCUCGUGGUGGAGGAUAUGUUAUAUCUCGUAGUAUAGUCGAUUUUGUUGGUAAAAAUGCUGAAUUAUUGAGUCAUUACAAUUCUGAAGAUGUAUCAAUGGGAGUGUGGACAGCACCAUUAGACAGAAUCAAUAGGGUUCAUGAUAUCAGAUUUGACACUGAAUGGAAGACUAGAGGUUGCUCGACAAAUAUGUUAGUUCGACAUAAACAAACCCCAAGUGAUAUGUUUCAGUUAUUUAAAAAUUUGAUUAAUUCACAUGGCAAUAAACUUUGCAAACAUGAAAGUACGGAAAGGAAAUCAUAUCUAUACAACUGGAAUGUUCUGCCUAGUGAAUGCUGUCACUAACUUGAAAUAAUUUGAAUAAAAGCUUUGAAUGCGAAUGUGACAAUGCUAAUUAAGGUUAUAUAUUGGAGUAGGUGACUUAAAAGUGUCGUAAAGUGAACCAUAUCGGCACUAUCUAUCAGGUAUCUAUAAGUUUUUGAAGUGAAACUUCUUUAAAAUCGUUGUGAUUUCAAACUCGAUGAAACGAAACGAAAAAAUAAGUGUGCUGCGAUUGGCUUGCUGAA